AUGUCCGUCCCCAUCAACGUAUUCACUCGCAACGUUCAAUCCAUCCUCUCCGCCUUGACUUCCAGUGACUCGCCCUACGCUGUCGCUGAUACGCCGGUUUCCAUCGUUCUGAUCACCCCUGGGCCCUGCUUACCGAGCAUGUUCCCCGAUCCCGCAGAAAAGGAGUGGUGCACUCAGGACUCCAUGCGCAAGUAUCGCGAUGCAGUCCUCGAAGUGGGCAAGGAGUGGAAGUCCAAAGAGGCGGAGCAGGCGACCGCGCGAGGUUGGAGCAUUGAGACGGUCGACGCGUGGGGAAGCGUGGUGGGUCAGGCCGGGGGUCAAGCGGAGGAGCUGAGACCUUAUUUCAAGGAUGGUAUCCAUCUCUCUACCAAAGGCUACGCGACCGUCGAGGAGAGGAUCAGCCGUGUCGUCCAGACCAAAUUUGCGGGCAGGGGUCUCGACUGGGAAGAUGAGGCGGACCUACCGAAGCGUGCACCCAUAGGCUUUGGCGGCUGGAACUCUAAUGGGACGCGCGUUCUGAUGGAUCACAUAUUCGCUAAGAAGGGCGAAGCCUCGACUUCGCCAAUAGUCCGCCUUGUCACCCUUUGGAUCGGCACGAACGACUCUGUACUCCCGCCAAAGGAUCAGACUGUCUCUCUCCCCGACUUCGUCAAAAACCUGCACGCUCUCCUCUCCGACCUGACAUCCCCUUCCUCGCCCUACGUUAUCGCUGACACGCCUCUCUCCAUCAUUCUCAUCACCCCCGGACCAUGUUUGACUAGUAUGUUUGAGAACUACAAAGUCAAAUGGCGCACGCCGGAGUCGACGCGAGAGUUCCGGGACGCAGUACUGCAAGUCGGCGCGGAGUGGAAGGGUCGUGAGAAGGCGCAAGAGCUGAACGGAGCCAAGGAGAGGGGAUGGAGCAUCGAGACAGUCGACUUCUGGGCGGACCUGGUUAAGCAGGCGGGAGGGGAUGGGGAGGAGUUGCGGCCGUACCUGACGGACGGCCUACAUCUCACAUCAGAGGGGUAUGAUGUGGUAUGGGAAGGCGUGUCCAAUGCGAUCCAGAAGAAAUUCAAGGGCAGGGGACUGGACUGGGAGGACGAGGAGGAUCUGCCGAAACGCGUACCGUGGUGCGGGGAUGUGGACUGGUCGAGACCGGAAUCUAUCGUCGAGGGUAUGAGAUUGCCUGCAUUCAGGCUCAGGACCUGA
Messenger RNA from Dioszegia hungarica, 1191 nucleotides. RefSeq lists its product as uncharacterized. Bases 1 to 1191 code for a protein of 396 amino acids. The transcript has 7 exons. Gene Ontology annotation, molecular function: hydrolase activity, acting on ester bonds. Lineage: Eukaryota; Fungi; Basidiomycota; Tremellomycetes; Tremellales; Bulleribasidiaceae. The record is from RefSeq and is a predicted model, not a curated record.